Messenger RNA from Mauremys mutica (yellowpond turtle), 1992 nucleotides. RefSeq names its product heat shock transcription factor 5 (gene HSF5). Bases 52 to 1929 code for a protein of 625 amino acids. NCBI's taxonomy places the organism in Eukaryota, Metazoa, Chordata, Testudines, Geoemydidae. Gene Ontology annotation, biological process: regulation of DNA-templated transcription. The transcript has 6 exons. Gene Ontology annotation, molecular function: DNA-binding transcription factor activity; sequence-specific DNA binding. The record is from RefSeq and is a predicted model, not a curated record.
GCGCGGCGGCGGUUGGGUGUGAUGUGACGCGCCCCUCGGCCCCUGCCCGCCAUGGAGGAGCCUCUGCUGGUCGCCCCCAUCAACCCCAACAACUUCCCGGCCAAGCUGUGGCGCCUGGUGAACAGCCCGCGGUUCCGCUCCAUCCGCUGGGACACCCGCGGCGAGGGGCUGCUCAUCGACCAGCCGCUCUUCGAGGCCGAGUUGCUGGGCGCCGGGCCGGGCCUUGGGGCGGGGCCGGGGGGCGACGGGGGCGCGGCCGCCUCGGCCGAGCUCUUCAAGACCACCAACUUCACCAGCUUCAUCCGGCAGCUCAACCUGUACGGCUUCCGCAAGGUGGUGCUGGGCCCGCCGGGCGGCUCCUCGGCCGCGCCCGGGCCAGCGGGCGGCGGCGGCGGCUCCUCCGGGCCCCUGCACCACUUCCACAGCCCGCACUUCCGCCGCGACCGCCCCGACCUGCUCGUCCACCUCAAGAGACUCACCAGUGCCAACAAGGCCAAGCUCGCGGCCGGCCUGGAGGUGACCAGCCGCCCGCCCAACCGCUUCCAGCGGCUGCUCAGCACCUCGCUGCACGGGGACCCGCUCGUGUCGCCGCCGGGGCCCGGCAAGGCCGAGAAGCCCGGUGAGGCUGGGGGCGGUGCAUGGAGAAUGUCAGCUCAGCAACCGGGAACAUGGGGAGGGCCAGGAGCACUGACAAUAGGACAGUUUCAUCGGUCUUUUCGGCGAGACAGUUUAUCUCCUUACUCCUAUGUAUCUGCUUCAUCCCACAACCACAGCACUUUAUCAUCGAAAGGUUCAGAUCGGACUCCAAUCCCUCCCAGAACAUGGCAGAACUCCCUUGGGAUGCUUCCAGGGCAGGUGGAGACUUCCCCAACAUUUUCAGACAAAGGGGUUCCAUUUCCUGUACUCCAGAGGUUUCCAACAGAGGUCACGUACACUCUCCAACCCAGUGCCACGUCUAUGCACAUACAACAAGGACCUCAGACAAUGGCCACUUCUUCCCAGAAAUAUAGCAACUACACACCUUCAGCACAGUACUCCCAAACCUACUACCCAACAGCUGUGUUACAGUGCUGCUCACCUACGGCUCACCUAGAUCCUCUUAGUGGCUGUGGCAGUCCUACAGCCUCAACCUACGCACACUGCAGCUAUUUCCAGAAUCCUCCAAUGCAGUCAUCAUACCCAGUUGAAUUUUUGCCAUCUAACUGGCCAUGCAAUACAUCUGAUGAAAACAAGAAGACAGAAGUAAACCUAGAGGCUGUCUUUCAGAUUGUAGAUGAGAUGCAUUCAUCCCCCAAGCUAGAGAUGGUGAAGGUGGAACCUGUGGAGAACCAGUGUCCAACCCCACAGCCUAAUGCAGGCCAGCAAUUGAUAGUUAAUCCUGGGAAUAAUGAUGCACCUUCCUCGAGUCAUGCCAGCCAGCUGGAGCCUCUUACACCUGUAGGUUCUGAUAUUACAUUUAUGGUGGGAACAGAUCAAGCAAUAGCCUGUUCUCUGCCACAGUCUUCUGAAUUUAUUUAUACUAUCCACACCACCGAGCCUGUAGAGAAUACUGCUGCACAAAUGGUGCGAGAACCUGCAGCCACACAGGAAGAACAUGCAAAACUGAAAGAACAGAUGAGCCAUGCUUCAGCUCAGUCUUCAGUGGUGUUUCUUCAGGAGGGACUGCCAUUCAGUCCACAGCAGGUGGAUCCCAGUAUUAAGUGUCAAACCAGUCCAUCGGAGUCAGUUGUGUCUUCGGAGCAGGUAGGAUUCCUUAUUUCAGAUGUGGAACCUGUGAGCAGAUCUGUCAAAGACACAGCUUCAUCCAUACAAACCAGGUGCAGAGAGAGAAGAAGCAGUUCACAGAAGGGCAAGUCUCCUGAUCUCCAUCUACUGGUGGAUGUAGCUUGCAAACAGGAACACUUUCCAAAAGAAGAAUUAAGAGAGUGAGAAGUGGGUGACAAGCAUGUGAAAAUGUGCAGUAACUGCCAACUGGGUUCUCCAUAUCAGACC